AUGCAAAACAUUGAUCAACAGUACGACGACAAUGACAAUGAGAUACUAGAAAAUUUAGAAAACCCAGAAUUCACGUGUGAAUUCUGUAACAAGUCAUUCAAAACAAGUGCAAUUUAUCAGUCCCACAUUCGAUUGCAUUCUGGAGAUCGGCCAUUCGUAUGUUGCAUUUGUAAGAAACGGUUUGCUAGAGCUGACUAUCUUAAAACUCACCUCAUUAGUCACUCUGGUGCGAGGCCUUACUCUUGUGUUCUAUGCGAUAAAGCUUUCACCCAUGUCAGCAGUUUGAACACACACAUGCGACUUCAUACCGGAGAACGACCAUACACUUGUAGCACUUGUCCCCGAUCGUUUACAAAGUCGUCUGACUUGCAGCGCCAUCUAGAUAUUCAUCGGGAGAAAUUAUUUGCCUGUUUCUUGUGUGAUAAGAAGUUUGCUAGGGUCAUCUCGUUGAAGAAACAUCUUAAAAAGUAA
This is a messenger RNA of Helobdella robusta, 471 nucleotides long. RefSeq lists its product as hypothetical. Gene Ontology annotation, biological process: regulation of transcription by RNA polymerase II. The transcript is spliced from 2 exons. The record is from RefSeq and is a predicted model, not a curated record. Gene Ontology annotation, molecular function: DNA-binding transcription factor activity; RNA polymerase II cis-regulatory region sequence-specific DNA binding. Bases 1 to 471 code for a protein of 156 amino acids. NCBI's taxonomy places the organism in Eukaryota, Metazoa, Annelida, Clitellata, Rhynchobdellida, Glossiphoniidae.